Molecule: messenger RNA, 327 nt
Organism: Bipolaris zeicola 26-R-13
Lineage: Eukaryota; Fungi; Ascomycota; Dothideomycetes; Pleosporales; Pleosporaceae
Exons: 2
Source: RefSeq, a predicted model, not a curated record
AUGGCUGCACACACUGUUCACGAAGAAAUUACCUACCCUACUACACUGCGCACGGACGAUGAUGGAGAUGCUGUAGUGGUUGUGACACAGCCAAUCACAUAUCAGCCCAUGGAUCCGCCGGCCCACCUUACCGCCCUUCCACCAAAGCCCCACCAGACUACCUCUGAUCAGCUUACCAUCGACAACUUAUCAAAACACGACAAGGGUUUCGAUUCUCUCCUCGAUGCCGCCCAAAAGGCUACCAGGGCACUGGGAUUACAGCGAGCAGGGAAAGAGCAGGGCUUCCAUCUCGAGCUUCAACACUACACCAACGAUCGGUUUGACCUC